This is a messenger RNA of Helianthus annuus (common sunflower), 1308 nucleotides long. RefSeq lists its product as uncharacterized. The transcript has 4 exons. NCBI's taxonomy places the organism in Eukaryota, Viridiplantae, Streptophyta, Magnoliopsida, Asterales, Asteraceae. Bases 1 to 1308 code for a protein of 435 amino acids. The record is from RefSeq and is a predicted model, not a curated record.
AUGGCGUCGUUGAGAGAUAAUUUGAAGGUUUACAUUCGAGUUACUCAAAAGAAAUCCGUCUCUGAAAACCCUAAAUCAUCAAAGAAGCAAAAAACAUCUUCAGCAGAAGAGAACAUAGAUGAACAAGAAAAUAUUAGCCGAAAAUCACCAAUGAAACAACAAAGAACUAGAAAACGCAAAGAUAUUUCAGACAAUGUUAAAAAACAAGAGGAAAAACAAAAAAGGAGAAGAAAGAAAGUGGUGAUAGAAUCAUCAGAAGAGACAGUUUCUGAUUCCAAUGAUAAAAAAUCUAGACGAGCUAUCGUUCUGCAUAAUUCCGAACAAGAAGUAAAUUCAGUCAAUAAUCUAAAAGAUUAUAUUGAAAGUUUGUCAAAAGAGCAGAGGAAUGCUGUUAGAGAAAUAGGGUUUGAGAGCAUACUAAAAUUCAAUCUGCAUUCAGUUCCACGCAAAUUCGGAUAUUGGCUGGUAAAAAACUUUGAUGCUGAAAAUAAUGAGAUAAAUACUGGAGUUGAAAAGAUUAAGAUCACAGCUGAAUUUAUCCAAAAGAUACUAUAUGCUUACAAAAAACAAGGAUUUGACGAUGCUGAAAACACUGAAGUGUUCUCUCUUGAUAAAAUUGACUCUACAACAUUACAAGAAUUUGAAGAUGAAUUGGAAAUUGGUGCGCAAAAUGAGGGGAGAUGUCUUGUAAUGGAAAAAAAGAAAAAAGUCAGAAAGACUAAGCAAAAAAAGAAAGAUGAAAAUGAUGAAUUUUAUGUUUAUCCAACUGAAUCAGAUAAUGAAAACGAAGAAAUUUUUGAAAAUGAAUCUGAAGAAAAUGAUGAAGACGAUGCUGAAGAACAACCAAUCACAUUACUUAAAGCUGCAACAGACUGGAUUGAUCAAGAGAAUCAAGAAAAUGUUCAAAACAGCCCAAUUAAAACCAAUGAAACUGAGAAAACACAAAUAGAAAGUGGAGGAUCAUGGGGGCAAUUCUUCAUUAAACCAUCAAUAGGAAAUAAAGAUAAAAUGUGGGUAGACAGUCAAAGCCGUCUGCGUAAUUUCAUGCCAUCACAAAAUCAAAGUGAAGGUCUUUCUGACAUUCAUUCAACAAAAAGUGGCGAUGAAAAUAUGAAGAACAUUGAAGAUAAAAGAUCACAUGAAGAAUAUCUUGUGACUGUUUUGGAUGAUCAUUUAAAAGGAUUUGAAGAUAUUGUCGAAAACAUCCAAUCACGCAUAGAUGAGAUUGUCGAAGAAUAUCCAAACAGUGAAGCUCUUCAUAACAAAGUAAACGAAUGGGUGUCAUUGAUGGAAAAAUUAAACCAUUGA